Messenger RNA from Pygocentrus nattereri (red-bellied piranha), 693 nucleotides. RefSeq lists its product as uncharacterized. Gene Ontology annotation, cellular component: caveola. The record is from RefSeq and is a predicted model, not a curated record. The transcript has 3 exons. Gene Ontology annotation, biological process: caveola assembly. The coding region runs from base 127 to 672 and encodes 181 amino acids. NCBI's taxonomy places the organism in Eukaryota, Metazoa, Chordata, Actinopteri, Characiformes, Serrasalmidae. Gene Ontology annotation, molecular function: molecular adaptor activity.
AGAAGUUCAGCGCACAUUGGAGUAGAUCUGAAAGUGAGCGCCGCUGUUUGUAUGUGAGGUUGGGCGCCUGUGAGUGUCCAGACGUCUGGUCGGUGGUCCGGGGCCACUGGGUUCACGGCCGGCACCAUGAUGUGGAGCGCGGCCGGAGUAGAGACGGAGAUUGACCUGGGGGACGAGGGCGACAGCGAGGACAGUGAGGAUCAGCAGCCGUGGAAGACGCAGCUGGCGACGGUGAUGGAGGAAGAGGAGGAGGAAGAUGAGGUGUCAACGCAGAGCGACACCAGGCCACUGCUCAACGAGAGAGACCCCCGGCAGAUUAAUGAAUGCCUGAAGGUGAGUUUUGAGGACGUGAUAGCGGAGCCGGAGGCGGUGCGGAGUGGAGAUCGGGUGUGGAUCUGGAGUCACGCGCUCUUCGAGGUGUCCCGGGUCUGGUUCUACCGCAUCAUCACCGCACUGCUGGCCGUGCCCGUCUCCGUCAUCGCUGGAAUUCUCUUUGCUGUCCUCAGCUGCCUCCACAUCUGGCUGUUCUCUCCAUGUGUGAAGGUGAUCUUCAUUAACACUGGCUGGCUGGAGACUCUAUGGAGCAGCGUUUUGGACAUCAUCAUCCUCCCUUUCUUCCAAAGUGUGGCCAAGUGCUGUAGAGGCAUCAGCGUGCAGCUCACGCGCCAGUGAGGACGAUUCAUCAGGACUAUG